Rhizophagus irregularis DAOM 181602=DAOM 197198 is the source of this 1212-nucleotide messenger RNA. NCBI's taxonomy places the organism in Eukaryota, Fungi, Glomeromycota, Glomeromycetes, Glomerales, Glomeraceae. The record is from RefSeq and is a predicted model, not a curated record.
AUGACUUCUAGUCAACCUGCAGCGCCUUCUCAAACUGCUAACAACACUUCAACAGACACAACUAUGGAAGAAGCAAUGACUUCUUCUCCCACUCAUGCUCUUUCGCACAACGAAAUUGAACUUACAUCACGUGACUCACAUGAACAAGAUGUUCACACACAAACACCAAUCACUGACAAAUUGACUAAUAUGGAUGUAGAUCCCAUAGAUGCUAACACGGAUAAAGGAAAAUCACCGGAAACACAAUCAGCCACACAAACAAACACCCCUAAUCCGUUACAUAUUACGGUGCUAACAGAUAUAUUUACACAUACACCACAAGUUUCAAACAAAGUUCACAAAGGAUUUAUUCCUAGAGAUAGUUUUCAGUCAAAACUUUCUAACAACGAUAUUAUCAAUCUAAUCAAAACGUCAUUCAUUAAAGAUAGCAAUGCUUUUAGAUUUGACGUCAAUACAACGUCCACUUAUAGAUACUUUACCAUCCAUUUCAGAACACGUGACUCGCUCGACCAAUACAUAGCAAAUAGUCCUGACAACCUCAAAAACAUAAAAAUUUACGAACUCACCAAUGAGGCUAUUAAUACGUUAAUAGAACAAAAAUUCUCCAACCUAGACCAGGCUGUUAUAAAAAUUAUGGAUAUACCAUAUAAUUAUGAUACCUCCAUGCUUAUUAAGCAUCUCGCUGCAAAAACAGGCAGCAAUAUCAUAGAACACAAAGAAAUUAAAAAACCUCCAAGAAAAAUUCCUAACCGCAAUAACCGCGGUCGUCCUAUUUUCAUAAAACCAGCUUAUAAGCAACUUAUUGUCCAAUUUGACAAACAAGCAGCAUAUGAUUAUUUCAUGAAAGAAAACUAUUGGAGCCUCGAAAUAGAAAAUUUCGUAGUAAGGAUCUUACCUGGUAACACUGAAGACCCUGAAUAUAAAAUACGCACCAGUAAUUAUUUUAAGAUCACCGGACUUCCCCUUAACACCACAGCCAAGGACAUUGAACCUCUUAUCAAACACGUCUACGGACGAACUUGUACAUUUACACAAACUACCAAAUAUUCAACCAUGAAAAAUGCUUAUAUUUACGUCUCACCUAACAAUUAUCCAGUGGACGCGUCCAAUGGAGCCUCCUCACUUUUCGAAGGAUACAACCUCCACGUUCUACCAGGACACCUUUCACUAAAAACAUGUAAUAUUUGUGGAAAAAAUUACAAUCAACGAUAA